AUGUGGGGAGCCCUGAUCGAUUACUGGCACCUCACGGGCGACGACACGUACAACGACAUCAUCACCCAAGCCAUGCUUUGGCAGGUCGGCGAAGGCCGCGACUACAUGCCAAGCAACGUCACUAUGUCCCUCGGCAACGACGAUCAAGGCUUCUGGGGCAUGACCGCCAUGCUGGCUGCCGAAGUCGGCUUUCCUGACCCGCCGGAGGAGGAGCCACAGUGGUUGUCGCUCGCCCAGGCCGUAUUCCACACACAAGCCUCGCCCGAUCGACACGAUGAGACGUGUGGCGGCGGCUUGCGAUGGCAGAUUCCUUUCGCCAACAACGGCUACAACUACAAGAACAGUAUCGCCAACGGCUGCUUCUUCAACAUUGGUGCCCGUCUCGCGCGCUACACCAAGAACUCGACGUACGCAGACUGGGCCGACAAGACGUGGGACUGGAUGACGAGCGUCGGCUUCAUCGACUCUGAAUACAACAUUUACGACGGCGGCCACGUCGAGCACAAUUGUACCGAUAUCAACAAGGCCCAGUUCUCUUACAACAACGGCGUCUUCCUCUUGGGCGCCGCCCACAUGUACAACUAUACCGACGGUGACGCGAAGUGGAAGACACGUAUCGAGGGCCUUCUACAGAGGACUAUUGAGGUCUUCUUCCCUAACAACAUUGCGUACGAGGUUGCAUGCGAAAAGAAGAUGAGCUGCACGACGGACAUGCUGUCGUUCAAAGGCUACGUCGCCCGCUGGCUUUCGACCAUGACGCAGGUGGCCCCCUUCACGGCAGACACGAUUCUUCCGGUCCUUCGCAACUCGGCGGAGAAGGCAAUCGCUCAAUGCACCGGCGGCACCGACGGACGCACGUGCGGAUUCCAGUGGUACUCUGGCCAGUACGACGGCAAGACGGGUGCGGGCCAGACGAUGAACGUAAUGAGCGCCGUGUCUUCACUCCUCAUCGGCAGCGCCAAGGCUCCGUUGACUAACAGCACGGGCGGUACCUCCAAGGGGGACUUCAACGCGGGCGCGGACUCGCAAGACAUUAUGGAUCACCACAAGCCGAUAAAGAUGGGCGACAGAGCCGGUGCCGGCAUCUUGACGUUCAUGGUUCUGGCAACAGCCCUCUCUACGUGGGCGUGGAUGAGCGUGGGCGACGCCUAG
Verticillium alfalfae VaMs.102 is the source of this 1152-nucleotide messenger RNA. Its product is annotated as mannan endo-1,6-alpha-mannosidase DCW1. NCBI's taxonomy places the organism in Eukaryota, Fungi, Ascomycota, Sordariomycetes, Glomerellales, Plectosphaerellaceae. The coding region runs from base 1 to 1152 and encodes 383 amino acids. Gene Ontology annotation, biological process: fungal-type cell wall biogenesis; carbohydrate catabolic process. Gene Ontology annotation, molecular function: mannan endo-1,6-alpha-mannosidase activity. The transcript has 3 exons. The record is from RefSeq and is a predicted model, not a curated record.